Molecule: messenger RNA, 1971 nt
Organism: Calidris pugnax (ruff)
Lineage: Eukaryota; Metazoa; Chordata; Aves; Charadriiformes; Scolopacidae
Gene: NOP56
Product: NOP56 ribonucleoprotein
Exons: 10
Coding region: 163-1566 (467 amino acids)
Cellular component (GO): box C/D methylation guide snoRNP complex; small-subunit processome
Molecular function (GO): snoRNA binding
Source: RefSeq, a predicted model, not a curated record
GAGCAGGUGGAGGAGAGCGUCCUCACCAUCGGCAAGUUCCACAACGUGGUGAAGCUGGUGGCCUUCGCCCCAUUCAAGUCGGCGCAGAGCGCCCUGGAGAACAUCAACGCCGUCUCCGAGGGGAUCCUCCAUGAGGACCUGCGGCUUCUGCUGGAGACCUCCAUGCCGGCCAAGAAGAAGAAGGCGCUGCUGGGAGUCGCCGACGCCAAGAUUGGGGCGGCCAUCCUGGAGGAGCUGGGCUACCAGUGCCAGACCGGGGGGGUGGUGGCCGAGAUCCUGCGGGGGAUCCGCCUGCACUUCCACGCGCUGGUGAAGGGUCUCACCGCCCAGUCGGCCUCCAAAGCCCAGCUGGGCCUCGGCCACAGCUACUCCCGGGCCAAGGUGAAGUUCAACGUCAACCGGGUGGACAACAUGAUCAUCCAGUCCAUCAGUCUCCUGGACCAGCUGGACAAGGACAUCAACACCUUCUCCAUGCGCGUGCGGGAGUGGUACGGGUACCACUUCCCCGAGCUGAUCAAGAUCGUCUCGGAGAACUACACCUACUGCCGGCUGGCCAAGUUCAUCGGGAACCGCAAGGAGCUGAGUGAGGAGAGCCUGGAGGGGCUGGAGGAGAUCGUCAUGGACAGCGCCAAGGCACAGGCCAUCCUGGAGGCCUCCCGCUCCUCCAUGGGGAUGGACAUCUCCCCCCUCGAUCUCAUCAACAUUGAGAGCUUCUCCAGCCGUGUCAUCUCCUUGUCCGAGUACCGCAAGGGCCUGCAGGAAUAUCUGCGCUCCAAGAUGAGCCAGGUGGCUCCCAGCCUCUCGGCCCUCAUCGGGGAGGUGGUGGGCGCCCGCCUCAUCUCUCACGCCGGCAGCCUGACGAACCUGGCCAAGUACCCGGCCUCGACGGUGCAGAUCCUGGGGGCCGAGAAAGCCCUCUUCAGGGCUCUGAAAACACGAGGGAACACCCCCAAGUACGGGCUGAUCUUCCACUCCACCUUCAUCGGGCGAGCGGCCGCCAAGAACAAGGGCCGCAUCUCCCGGUACCUGGCCAACAAGUGCACCAUCGCCUCCCGCAUCGACUGCUUCUCAGAGGUCCCCACCAGUGUCUUUGGGGACAAGCUGCGGGAGCAGGUGGAGGAGCGCUUGGCCUUCUACGAGACGGGGGAGCCGCCCCGCAAGAACCUGGAGGUGAUGAAGGAGGCUGUGGUGGAGGCGAGCGAGGUGGUGGCUGAGGUCAAGAGGAAGCAGGAGAAAAAGGAGAAGAAGAGGAAAAAGCGGGAGAAAGAGAAAAUGCGGGAGAAGCAACGGUUGGAGGCCCUGGCUGCGACUGCGGAGGAGAACUCCGUGCUGGAGACAGAGGAGAACAACAUUGAGCCGAAGAAGAAAAAGAAGAAGAAGCAGCAGCAGGAGGUUGAAUCUGAGGAGGAGGUGGAGGUUGCCUCGGAGCCAGAGGAGAACGGGCUGGAGGAAGAGGUUUUGCCCAAGAAAAAAAGGAAACUCAUGGCGGAGGCUGACCAGGAGGAGGAGAAGAAGAAGAAAAAGAAGAAGAAGAAGGAGAAGGCCAGGGACUCGGAGGAGGACUAGGGGAGCAGGGUGAGGCUGGAGCCCAGCCGUGCUCCAGCAGUAAGGACUCAUGGACUGGUAGGAGGUUAGCCCAGCAUGGGUUUGUGUGUGGCCCCUCUCCUGGCCACUGGCAUUUCAUGGCAGCUGCAUGCCCGGCCGUGCAACGCCGUGGGGCGGCCACAUGGAACACGGUUUGUCAUCUGGGGGUCUGGGUGGGUCCCUUCAGCCAGGCUGGGGUGGCAGCAGCCCCUGGGGCAGUGCUGGAGCCUGGCUGUGCCUUACACAGCACCGCCUCCCGGAGCCCCCCUUCCCGUGGGGGGCUGUAUGUAGCGUCUGUUACAGGGCUGUGUCCACCGCCUGCGUGGGGCAGGACACUGCUCGGUGUGACUGGACCUCAAUAAAGGGCUGAGGUGGUUGUUGAUCCUC